AUGGUGCCCCACCGGGUACACAGAUGGGCCACCGAGAGCCAACCACCGCACCAGUGGUGUUUCCGCUGUACCCUCGGGAUACAGAAAAACACAUGGAGUGCAACCUUUGACACUCAUGUAACCUGUGAUCCCAGCCUGCUUGGGGUGACCUACGAUGGUUACUUUCCGACUACGGGCGACUUGACUCAGAUUUGCGCCCAGUCAUGUUUCAAGUCUCUCAGUACAUUGAAUGCCCUCCAGAAACGCGCCUGCUCAAAACAAGAUGUGUUGAUUAUCUCAGGGGAACAUUAUCCUGCGACCUUCACCAUAGAGACCUUGCUCUGGACUUACAACUUUACUUGUCGUCAAGAGCCGACUACUGGCGAUUUUUGCGCCCCUAUAUUUGAUUCGUGGGCUGAUGGAAACGCCCCCAACCAAAGUUGCUCCGACUGUGUGCUGGGAACUUACCAGGAACAGUUGAACUUUCCUUUAGGUUAUGAUGAAGAUCAAGCGUCCAGUUUCUCAUCCUUGACUUCGUCCUGCGGUGUAAGCAACUUCCCAGUAACUUCGCCUGCUCCUGCCACCGUCCAUCAGAACAUCACGGCAAUACCCACUUCGACCGCCGGUGGGGCAUCUAAGUCCUGCAGCAGUACUUACACGAUUCAGGAAGGGGAUGACUGUCAUUCCAUCAGUCGUUCGCAGCAGGUCUCCACUGCAGAAAUGUUGUACUUCAAUAACCUCGAAGCGGGCUGCGCCAACUUUCCUACAAUGGGUACGAAACUGUGCAUGCCUCACAAAUGUAGCGUCUACACUGUCAAGACAGACGACACAUGCUACAGUAUCACAGAUGCCCACAACAGCACAUUCACUAUGUCCCAAUUGAUAUCCUGGAACGUCGACAUCAACAGUGGCUGCGACAAUCUCGAAAUGCUUUCAGGCAACCAGAUAUGUGUCAGCUUCCCUGGCAAUGCAAGUGCCCCCACCGUUACAGGGGCCCCUGCUAAACAGUCAAUGCGAACAUUUUCCUGCUAUACCCCAGGUGCCACAGCUCGAGACGACAGCUGCUACGUGACCACCUACGCAACCUUGCCGCCAUGGACCUGGAGCCCCGUCAAUACCAAAACAAACAUCAGUGCCGGGACGUCAAGCUCUAUUCAGAGCUUCUCUUACUCGAGUAUUCCUGUGACUCCCGUCCCGAGCUUCAGCACUUACUCUCCUUCCCAUUACCCGGACCCAACUCCACGGCCGUUCCAAAAGGGCAUGGUAUCAGGUUGCACCAAUUUCUGGAUGGCUGAGGCUAAUGACUCUUGUAUCGACCUUGCUCAGCGGUGGGGCAUCCCAGUCAAAAGCAUGUACGCCUGGAAUCCAGCUUUAAAGGGUGACUGUUCCGGCCUUCAAGUGGGUGAGAAUUAUUGUAUGAAACGAGACGAAAGCAGCGUUUCUGCCUCUCCCACUAAUGCUAGCAGCAGCACGUCUGCCACUCAAAGUAACUCCGGCGGACCCCCGGGUCCAACCCAGACUGGAAUCCCUGAUGACUGCAACAAAUGGGUGAUGCAGAAGGACAAUAACUAUUGUCAAGAUAUGGCGGAUCAAGCAGGAAUUUCCCUGGAUUGUCUCUACGAGAUGAACCCCGCCCUCAACACGAAGAAGGGUGAAUGUCAGGGGCUGUUGGCUGGAGAAGCAUACUGCAUCGGAACUACUUCCAACAAAUGUAAAUAA
This is a messenger RNA of Penicillium mononematosum, 1698 nucleotides long. Its product is annotated as LysM peptidoglycan-binding domain-containing protein. The coding region runs from base 1 to 1698 and encodes 565 amino acids. The record is from RefSeq and is a predicted model, not a curated record. The transcript has 3 exons. NCBI's taxonomy places the organism in Eukaryota, Fungi, Ascomycota, Eurotiomycetes, Eurotiales, Aspergillaceae.